GUUCAAUCGUCGAGUACUUAUACGGUUCCAUGUUCAAGCUCAAUACCCUCAGAGACCUACACACUUUACUUCUACCCCACGCGGUUCUCAGGCUAGAUACCGCAUAUCGCUCACUUUUACACCGAGUCACCUAGCACUCGAACUCAUUAUCAUACCUCUUGGCUCAAAGACUUAGUAGAUCCCUCAAGACUCAUAUCAUGAUCACUGGCCUCGAAAUCCCAAUAAUAACUGCUCUCUCCGGAAAAUUAGCGGCUGCUAUUCAGGCCAAUCGUACUUCAGUCUUGGUUGAAGAAACAAAGAGCAUUUUGAAUGACGAAAAACUUACGAAUUUAUUAUGCCUUCUCUACAAACUGGACCCAAAAUUGGCCAAAAGGAAUGAUAAGCGAUAUGCAAAAGCUCGGGCCAUUUGCGACAACCUGGAGUUAUUGAAGGGUUCCAAAUACAUUCUGAUUCGACACAUAAGUGCACGUAGUGCAAACGCUCUUGCGUUGCAGUACAGUGAUCAUGUUACUGCUGAUACAACGGAUGCUAAAAUCAGACAGUCGCGCGAGAAGGCACACAUGCGAGAGCAAAUGCAACACAGCGACGGAAACAAGCAUAUAAGUCAUGCUCCCCAUUCCGUUCAACAUCAUCACGCUGCUGCUGCAAAUACCAAUCAGACACCUCGAUAUAUUGUUCAAACUCCCAGUAUGGCUGCAUUCGCCUAUCAUCAGGAUACUCCAAACAAUCCUACCAUCGAGUCCUGUCCAGAAGGUGCAGGGCCCAUACUGCCAGAUGGCUUCAAGCACGGAACCCUCGCAUAUUACUAUCAGCCACCACACACCAUGGCCAGUAUAGACGAAAAUUCUUCAACGAGCCAAACGGACUUGGAAGAGGAUGACCUGAUUCCGGUUAUCGAAAUUAGAGACAAGCCCAAGUCUUCUCGGCGCGGUUCUGCUCAAAGGUUCUCUCAUAGUCACGUAAGGCGGAGAUCUACAGACAGUGAAGAAAUUGUUGAAAACAUCCGCAGCGGAUUGCAAGACAUCGCUGAAACUGCUCAUUAUAUUGAUAACUUCAGAGCUUCGAAUGAAAGCAAUGAUGACGUUACCAGCAUUACAUCUGGUACUAGUUAUAUGAGCAUUGAUGAUACUGAUACCGAGGGAGGGAGUAUCUUUGACUCUGGGCUUGAUGAUUUCUAGACAACAUUCUCAUUCAGCCACUGUAAUAUUUAUUCCUGCUUUACUCGAACUUGAAUGCUCAUAUAUCCAUCCUUCUAAUGAUCACAAUUCUUGCUAUCUAUGCUCUCAUGCUGUAUUAAUUUAAUGUUGCUCCUGUAGCUACUGUUGGUAUUAUGUAUUCUCACAACAUAUUGCACAAGUUGCUCUUC
Molecule: messenger RNA, 1366 nt
Organism: Lentinula edodes (shiitake mushroom)
Lineage: Eukaryota; Fungi; Basidiomycota; Agaricomycetes; Agaricales; Omphalotaceae
Exons: 12
Coding region: 198-1178 (326 amino acids)
Source: RefSeq, a predicted model, not a curated record